Messenger RNA from Cladophialophora yegresii CBS 114405, 930 nucleotides. RefSeq lists its product as uncharacterized. Lineage: Eukaryota; Fungi; Ascomycota; Eurotiomycetes; Chaetothyriales; Herpotrichiellaceae. The transcript has a single exon. The coding region runs from base 1 to 930 and encodes 309 amino acids. The record is from RefSeq and is a predicted model, not a curated record.
AUGCAUUUUACAAGCAUUGUAGCCUCAGCAUUGUUGCUGUUGGCCGAAGCCGACGUUAUCUCCGCCAAAGCAAUCCUCCACCUACCCAACGCCUUCCGAAGGAGAAAUCACCUCGAGGAGGGAAUGAAGAGGGAUGUCAACAAAAUUUUCCGACGAGCGCCCCAGAUGUCAUCGAACGGAAAUCUGUCUGUGACGGCACCCGAUGCCGCGAUGAACCAGUCAAUUGCGGACGCCUGUGUCAGCAGUCUCGGCAAGCUCACCUCCGUGGAGAAUGCUGCUGGGAUGGCGGCCUGCUACAAUAUCAUCCAGUUCGACAUGACGGCUGGCGCCUUUGAGGCGGAUCUCCGGCUUUACCAGAUGUUCACGCCCAGUGAGGAGUUUGCAGACGUGCCUGUGAAUGAUAUCAUGAUCAGCUUGACCUAUCCCACCAGCACCAUAUUUCAGUCGCUGACCAAGCGGAGAAAGCGAGACCUGGAGCCGCGACAGAGCAGCAUGCAAGAGGUUCAGCAGUACACUCUUUUCGGUACCUUCGAGUCGAACCUCGACCUGACAAAGCUGAACGACACCCAAGUCAUGUCGUUGAUGCUCCCGGAUGUCAAGAUCAAUGCUGCCAUUGACUCGUCGCAGCCUAUCAUGGCCAACCUCAGUGCCACGGACGGCGCGUGGUUCGUGGUCGGACAGUUCAAGGAUGAAUUUGUGAAUGGGCUUGUGACGCCCACGGCAGCCACCGCCGCCAUUGCAGCUGCAGCGCCGUUUGUGCUGCCUGGAACAACAUUGGGCAUUUUCCCAACUGGAUUGAUCGUCACGUGCGCUUGGACGGUGCUGUUCUUCCUGGCGUACGGACUUGGCACGAUCGGCCGCAUUCAAUAUAGAAGUGCGUUUAGAAAGCGAAAGGCGGCUCAGGCCGGCCGAACUGGAAAGCGGAUAUAG